AUGGAGAUCAAUCCAGAUCUACCGCCGGUAGAGGAUGAAGAGAUGGGCGUCAUGGGCCUUACACAAGUCGACCCUUCGCCGGUCGAAGACACACCGAUGGAGUUCAGAGAAAAAGACUAUUUCCCCGAACAGGAACGACCUGAGAAGGAAACAGAGGAGAUGAGAGGAAUUCGAAGGAUGAACACAUUGGGAUUGCGGUUGGGUGAUCAUGGAACAGCUUGGUGGCUUCUCCGCAUACAAAAGUAUUCUUCCUACACCUUCACAGCCUUCGCCGCCCUCCACAUAACAAACGUCUCCAUAAUACCGCUUGCCACGCGCUCUGUCCUCGAAUCGAAUCGCUACCUUUUGCUCACACGACCAUACUACCAAUCUGCCCUCACCGAACCCCUCCUCGUUGGUCUUCCCCUCGUUGCACAUGUCACGUCUGGAAUCGCACUACGGCUAUGGAGAAGGAGACAGGCUCUUAAGAAAUACGGUGCAGAGACACGAACCGACAAGCGCACAAUUCCAUGGCCACAACUGAGUGGGACGAGUGCGUUGGGCUACGCUUUGGUACCUUUUGCUAGCUUUCAUGUCUGGACUACUCGUAUCCUGCCGCUAUACGCACACGGAGAUUCGUCCUUGAUCAACCUCCAAUACAUUUCUCACGGCUUCGCACUACACCCAGCCGUUUCGUUUACUGGUUUCACAGCACUCGUAGGAAUUGGCGUAUGGCAUUUCGUCUGGGGUGCGGCCAAAUGGUUGGGCUGGGCACCAAGCCAAGUUAAGAUGACAGAAGAGGACCGGGCGUUAGUCAGGAAGAGGAGAUGGUAUACCAUCAACGGGAUUAGUGCGGCUCUCACGGCAUUGUGGCUAGCGGGCGGCUUGGGUGUUGUUGGAAGAGACGGCAAGAUGGUGGGCUGGGUAGGCAAGGAAUACGACGAACUAUACAAGUAUCUUCCAAUUGUUGGAAAAUGGGUGGGACAAUAG
Molecule: messenger RNA, 969 nt
Organism: Alternaria burnsii
Lineage: Eukaryota; Fungi; Ascomycota; Dothideomycetes; Pleosporales; Pleosporaceae
Product: dimethylguanosine trna methyltransferase protein
Exons: 2
Coding region: 1-969 (322 amino acids)
Biological process (GO): lipid homeostasis; mitochondrion organization
Cellular component (GO): mitochondrial outer membrane
Source: RefSeq, a predicted model, not a curated record